This is a messenger RNA of Mesitornis unicolor (brown roatelo), 772 nucleotides long. RefSeq lists its product as uncharacterized. NCBI's taxonomy places the organism in Eukaryota, Metazoa, Chordata, Aves, Mesitornithiformes, Mesitornithidae. The transcript has 5 exons. The annotation marks the transcript as partial. The record is from RefSeq and is a predicted model, not a curated record.
CUUUGUGCCCGAAUCUCCUUCCUCAGAAAACGAUGCCAUUUCGACGAGAAAGCAGCCUCCCAGCAGCCACCCAUCGUCGCUGUCCUCGCAGACAGAGCCUGCCUCCCUGGCUGACCACCAUGACUUCUCCAAAGACCAAAGGAGCACCAGUUUGGACCGAUCCAGCACCGACAUGGACUCCACCGACGGGGCCGAUUUGCCUCCUCCAGGAGACACCUACCCUGGAGAAAAGGCGGCGGAUUUCUCUUUCAUUGAUCAAACCACUGUCCUGGACUCCAGCGCGCUGAAAACUCGUGUACAGCUCAGCAAGAAGAGACGCCGCCGGGCUCCUAUUUCCCAUUCUCUGAGGAGAAGCAGGGGGUUGGAGUUUGAAAACAGAUUUUCUUUGACAGAAGAACCAGAUAACGCCUGGAUGUUCAAAGAUUCCACAGAAGAGAAGAAAACUAUGCAACGGGAAGACUCUGAUGAGGAAGAAAAGGUGCAGCACGGUGCGAGGUCGUCGUCCGCCCACGCUCCCAGACUUCCCGUGUUCCCGGGGAUGGACCACUCCAUCCUCAAGGCCCAGCUGCGGAAAAGACACGAGUCUGAGAGUCCUGGGGAAAUCGGCUCUGCUCAGCAAUUCAGAUCCCCAAAACCGCAGCUCGGAGCUCCUGGUGGCAGACUGCUGCCCUCCAGCGUAGAGAAGGAGGAGAGGACGGAAGAGAAGUCUCCUCAGUGGCUGAAGGAGCUGAAAUCAAAGAAGAGACAGAGCCAUUAUGAGAAUCAGGUUUGA